This is a messenger RNA of Papaver somniferum (opium poppy), 1555 nucleotides long. RefSeq lists its product as uncharacterized. The transcript is spliced from 4 exons. The record is from RefSeq and is a predicted model, not a curated record. The coding region runs from base 324 to 1268 and encodes 314 amino acids. NCBI's taxonomy places the organism in Eukaryota, Viridiplantae, Streptophyta, Magnoliopsida, Ranunculales, Papaveraceae.
CAAGAUAGCAAUAAGUGGUGCUAUCUUUUUCAACUACCACUGUUGUGAUCGUCAAAUUGCCAUUUCCAAGUUACUCUUAAUUCAUAAUCUUCCCACGCAAAAUCAAACAAUUUAUUGUCUUUCACAAUCUUCAUAAUAAUGCAAAUUCAGAAAGCCGCUCUCAUCAUCGUUCUCCUUUAAAAGAGAUUUGGAGACGUAUAUAACUGAGUCACUGUGUGGGAGGGCAUCUUUGUUACGAACUCAAGUUCUACCACUAGACCAUGAAGUGGGAACCAGUAGAGGUCCUAAGUGAAUCAAAUUACUGAACAAAUUUAAGCAAAGAUAUGGAUAAUAAAGCUGGGAGUUUAAAAAAGAGAGGGGGUAUGCAUAUCUUUACAUCUAUUGAUGGUCUUUCAAAGAGGUUUAUUGAUUUGUGCGUUGAAGAGAUUGGGAAGGAAGGAUAUUGUGGAGCUUCUCUUAAAGUAACAUCUUGGAAACGAAUCAUAGAAGCUCUAAACAACGAGUUCAAGGAAAGUUUGCCAUAUGAUUUAGAUCAAAAAGCAUUGAAGAACCACUGGGAUGCCUUGAAGAAAAAAUAUGCUGUGUGGAGAAACAUUGCAGGAUUAACUGGUGAUAAGUAUAACGCGACAACGGGAAAACUGGAUUGGCCUGAGUCGAAAUGGGAAGAAGUAAUCAAGAGCCAGCCAAAAGCUGCACAAUUCAGGACCUCGGGUUUAAAAUAUGCUGAUAAUCUAUAUAACUUGUUCGAAGUAGUGUUGACCUCCGAAAAUGAGUCAUUUGUUCAUAUGCCAACUGGAGUUCUAUGUCCACACCUAGAAGCAGACAAGGAUAAUAGCGCCGAUGUGGGUUCACAAAGUAACGCUGGUACCUCAAAUAACUCAGGGAAGAGGAAAAGACGUGAACCUGCUGCUGACGAUGGUGUUGCAAAACUGGACGAACUUAUAGAGUUAGUUAAGGAGCAUUUUUUGUUUUACAGGCAACAUAAGGAAGAAAAAAAAGCGGAGCGACAGGCUAGAAAGCACCACCAUGAAAGUGCUGAAAUGGAUACUAGAAAGCAACUUGAAAGCGCUGAAAUGGAAGCUUACUCGUUAAAAGAGUGCAUGGUAUCAAUCAAUAACAUGAGACGUUCUGAAUCUGUUAAGUUGCGAAUGAAGGAUUAUGGCGUGUCAAUGGUGAAACUUGCUCAAAGUCUUGACUUGAGAAAGGCCUUUAUCAUGCUGGAUAGUGUUGAUGAGAAGAUGCUAUUCAUUUGCGGAUUAUCUGCCUGAACUGUGAAUCCUAUUCCAUGGACCAUAACUAAUGAGUCAAUGCUAAUAGUUAAAAGUUUUGUUUGGCACCCACGUUCCAAGCAAGCUGAUAUAUAUGCGAUGCUUCUUCGCUUUGUUGUCCAUUUGACUUGUUUUCCAUCCAUAUGUUUUGAUGAGUCAGAUUCUCGAGUACACGUACUGCUUUAUGUAUCCACAUGAAUCACGUGAAACUUUUCUAUAUCGUUUUGAUGGCCUGUUCCCACCGAUUUAUAUAAUAUAACACAAAAUGAUUUGUAUGGUGUCCCAAA